This is a messenger RNA of Astrephomene gubernaculifera, 1826 nucleotides long. Lineage: Eukaryota; Viridiplantae; Chlorophyta; Chlorophyceae; Chlamydomonadales; Astrephomenaceae. The record is from the annotation of a GenBank genome assembly.
CUAUGUUUGGGAACAAAUAUUCCACGGUUUCACCUUGUGAAUAGUGCCAGCGUCACGCGAUGCAGUGCUUGUCGCAUAGCUUUGGCAUGACUGGUGGUCAUAUGAAAACUCAAGUUAACCGUGGUUCGAGAGUUACUUUUGGCGCACCAGUUCGCCGCACGACACGUCUGCGCGUGGUUGCGAACGCAUCGCUUGCCGCCGCUGCUUCGGGUACCGCUGUCCCCAAAAACUCUAUCCUGGUCGUGGGAGCAACUGGCACCCUUGGUCGUCAGAUUGUACGCCGAGCCCUGGACGAUGGCUACGACGUUCGCUGCUUAGUACGCCCUCGCCCUAACCCAGCUGACUUCCUGCGCGAUUGGGGCGCAAAGGUGGUCAAUGGAGAUCUCACGGACCCCAGUUCCAUCCCGGCCUGCCUGGUGGGAGUCAAUACCGUAAUCGACUGCGCAACAGCGCGGCCCGAGGAAUCCACUCGUAAAGUGGACUGGGAGGGCAAGGUCGCUCUCAUCCAAUCGGCUCAGGCCAUGGGCAUCCAGCGCUACGUGUUUUUCUCCAUCUUUGAAUGCGACAAGCACCCGCAGGUUCCCCUCAUGAACAUCAAGUCCUGCACCGAGCGCUUCUUGGAGUCCUCGGGACUGGACUACACCACCUUCCGACUCUGCGGCUUCCACCAGGCUGUCAUCGGCAACUACGCGGUCCCCAUCCUGGAGCAGCGCGGUGUGUGGGGCACCAACGACGAGACGCGCACCGCCUACCUGGACUCGCAGGACGUGGCGCGCAUGACGCUGGCGGCGCUGCGCGCCGACAAGACCUCCCGCCGCACUCUGACGCUGUCGGGUCCGCGCGCUUGGAGCACCCGGGAGGUGAUCGAGCUGUGCGAGCGCAUGGCGGACAGCAACGCAAAGGUGACCACGGUCCCCACCUGGCUGUUGAAGCGCACGCGGGGGGUACUGCGGGGGCUGCAGUGGGCGGCGGAUGCGGCAGACCGACUGGCGUUUUCCGAGGUGCUGUCUAACAACGAGGUGUGGAGCUGCGACAUGGCGGACACCUACCGCCUGCUGGAUCUGGAUCCGGGCAGCGUGACCGGGCUGGAGGACUACCUGCAGGACUACUUCUCGCGCAUCCUGAAGAAGCUCAAACAGGUGGGGGCCGCCGCGGACCGCACCAACUUCUACGUCUAAGCGACCGCGGCCGCGAGGGAAGCCGCGUCGCGCGCAAUCUCUUCGUCUGGACGGGCACCCUCCUCCGUGAUGCCCCCCCCCGGGCCCCGGGACCUCCCCGUGCCUCCCCGUGCCUCCGGCGGCAUGGCACGCACUUGGUGACGGCAGGGCGCAGGAGAGGGGGGGCUGCGCCGAGCUCGGUGAAGCGGCUAGCUGGCUCGCGAGCAUGGGAAAGGGUAUUGGGAAGGGAGGGGUAGACUACAAGGACGGCGACCGAGUGCCUCGUGGGCUGCGAGUGCAGCCUGUAGCGGAUAGGGUGCGAUGCUUGGUGGCAGGCAAGGGCCGAGCGCGUGGGAGGUGAUGGUGUUGGGAGGGUGAUGCAGUUGAAGGAGUGGAACAGAUGUGUUAACAAGACUGGCCGUGGGCCGGGCGUGUGUGUGGGUCGCGAGGGUGCUGCUUUGCACAUUUUGCAUGUUUCAAGAAAACGGAGAGUCGAUGUGAUGAAAGAGAGGCACAUAGGGGUCUAUUUGUAUCUUAAACAAUUUUGGAAGGGAAAAACAAUUUUGGAAGGGAAGUGACUUUUUGAGGGAAGCGAUUUCGGACAGAGAUGUGCGCGAAAUAUUUGGACAGCACGCAAGGGAGACGCAAGAGGAAGAGGCAGUACGGGAG